Messenger RNA from Dacryopinax primogenitus, 606 nucleotides. RefSeq lists its product as uncharacterized. Bases 1 to 606 code for a protein of 201 amino acids. NCBI's taxonomy places the organism in Eukaryota, Fungi, Basidiomycota, Dacrymycetes, Dacrymycetales, Dacrymycetaceae. The transcript has a single exon. The record is from RefSeq and is a predicted model, not a curated record.
AUGUCGUCCGUUCUACAGCCGCCUGUCAAGCCUGCAUCAAAACGACAUCUCCCUAUCAGCGUGAAUCCUGAGAGAGCCGGUGGGCCUCCUCCAUCCACGUCUCGUACCCGGAGUAUGCAAGCGCCAGCGAUAGUUCCCCCAACUCGCCCUUUGAGGAGCACUAGACCAUCGGGGUCGCCGAUCAUGCCGCUGCCGAACGGCUCGAAGCAGCCUAUCUCUUCAGGAAAACCCGAGCCAGCACUGACGCAGGAGAAAGGCAGCACUGUCUCGUUGAUCGCAACGAGCCGCCAGUCGCUGUACCAAGAAAGCAGAGCAGACAGCAAGGCCCUCGUCAAGUGUCCAUCGACGUCCCACGUCGAACGAAUACACCCGGGCCAAACCCGCCGCCCAAAGCUGGCAAUCCGGCUCGGCUCGAAGGCGCUGUCGGGGAAUGUGACCGAUACGGAGCGUGCCGGAUUUUGGGCGCGUACCGGCAUUCUGCAGUCGUGGAUUGCGCUGGGCUCACAUGCGGAGAACUCAUCCAUAAGCUUAAGCCUAUAUGAGCUCAUAUAUACACGACCGUCUUAUGGUUCUAUUUUCGAUCCUCCAGGUAGUGAAUCAUGCUAA